GUGUGACGUCAUAAGGCUGCGCCGCUCCCGCGCUGUGAUUCGACUGGGGAAAGGAUAAAGUGUCCAAACACAGAGAAAAUCUCCUGCUGAAGCGACUGAUCUCCACACUGUUAUAAAGAUGGCGUUUAUUAAAGAGGAGAGUGAAGAUGUGAAGAUUGAAGAAACAUUCAGAGUCAAACGUGAAGAUCUGCAGGAACAAACAGACCUAAUAAAAGACUAUGAGGAGAGUAAAGAGGAGGAACAGCAUGUCAAAAUUGAGGACAAAGCUCAUUUAGAGACUGAUGGUAUUUUAAAAGUGAGAGACAAGAGUUGUUUUACCUGCACUCAAUGUGGAAAGAGUUUGGCAAGCAAAAGCAAACUUAAGAUUCACAUGAUGAUCCACACUGGAGAGAAACCAUUCACAUGCACCCAGUGUGAGAAGAGUUUCAGCCUAUCAUCAUACCUUAUUAAACACAUGAGGAUCCACACUGGAGAGAAACCAUUCAAAUGCCCUCAGUGUGGGAAGACUUUCAGCCAAUCAUCACACCUUAAUCUACACGUGAGGAUCCACACUGGAGAGAAACCAUUCACAUGCACUCAGUGUGGGAAGAGUUUCAGCCAAUCUUCAUACAUUAAUAAACACAUGAUGAUCCACACUGGAGAGAAACCAUUCACAUGCACUCAAUGUGGGAAGAGUUUCAGCCAGCCAUCAUCCCUUAAUCAACACAUGAAGAUCCACACUGGAGAGAAACCAUUCACAUGCCCUCAGUGUGGGAAGAGUUUCAGGUUAUCAUCAACGCUUUAUAGACACAUGAGGAUUCACACCGGAGUAAAACCAUUCACAUGCACUCAGUGUGGGAAGAGUUUCAGCCAAUCACCUCACCUUAAUAAACACAUGAAGAUCCACACUGGUGUAAGAGAGUAUAUGUGCUUGGAGUGUGAGAAGACUUUUAUUACAGCUGCAGAAUUGAAACACCACCAGAGGAUUCACACUGGAGAAAAACCAUAUAAGAGUUCACACUGCAGUAAGAGAUUUUCUAACUCAGGAACCCUGAAAGCACAUGAGAGGAUUCACACUGGAGAGAAACCAUAGACAUGAUCAGUGUGUACAGAGUUUCACUCAUUCGGGGCAGCUAAAGAAAUACAUGGGAUGGUUUCCGGUAUGGCAUCAACACAUGUAGCAGCAUAGAAAGAGCGCUCCCAUACACACUGGUAUUAAUCCUCCUUAUGACAUCAUGCAUGAUAACCUAAACAAUAUUUAAAUAACAUGGAGGGGGACAAAAACAAAAAGGCUAGGACAAAACAACCAUUGAAACCUGAAAAAAAUGAGAAAUCAACAGAUGAAAAGUCUCAGAUGGACGGGAUAGCUGAUAGCCUGUCAGCUAGCAUUGCAGCAAUAUUGGAAUGGAAAUAAAUUGUGAAAUAUAUUGAGUCACCUCCACCCCAAAUUUUUGUACCUCCUCACACUCCCACACAUAAUGAAAAAACGAACCUUGUAUCUUCUUGCAUUUAAAACAAAGCUCAGGGAUAUUAGGGUUGAAUUUAUUUAAUCUUACAGGAGUAAUAUAGGUUCUCAUUACCCAGUUAUAUUGUAGCAAUUUCAA
Danio aesculapii is the source of this 1583-nucleotide messenger RNA. RefSeq names its product gastrula zinc finger protein XlCGF7.1-like. Gene Ontology annotation, biological process: central nervous system development; regulation of transcription by RNA polymerase II. The record is from RefSeq and is a predicted model, not a curated record. Lineage: Eukaryota; Metazoa; Chordata; Actinopteri; Cypriniformes; Danionidae. Gene Ontology annotation, cellular component: nucleus. Gene Ontology annotation, molecular function: RNA polymerase II cis-regulatory region sequence-specific DNA binding; DNA-binding transcription factor activity, RNA polymerase II-specific. The coding region runs from base 119 to 1072 and encodes 317 amino acids. The transcript has 3 exons.